Thalassophryne amazonica is the source of this 1878-nucleotide messenger RNA. Its product is annotated as zinc finger protein OZF-like. The record is from RefSeq and is a predicted model, not a curated record. The transcript is spliced from 3 exons. Gene Ontology annotation, cellular component: nucleus. Gene Ontology annotation, biological process: regulation of transcription by RNA polymerase II. Gene Ontology annotation, molecular function: DNA-binding transcription factor activity, RNA polymerase II-specific; RNA polymerase II transcription regulatory region sequence-specific DNA binding. The coding region runs from base 48 to 1538 and encodes 496 amino acids. Lineage: Eukaryota; Metazoa; Chordata; Actinopteri; Batrachoidiformes; Batrachoididae.
UGUUUGAUGCUUCAGCGCUGACGGGUAGGAAACGAGGCGCCCAGUGGAUGGGCAGAGUGACGCCAGCAUCAGAGCUGAGCAGCCGAGGAGCGAAUAUGAAUUCUUCACAAGAGGAAGAAGCCCUUAUCCAAAGCUACGUAGACUUCACACACCAAUGUGAGGAGCUACCAUGCAAGAAGCUGAGCAGCACAGAUGAACAUGAACCUCAGCCGUGUCACAGCGACACAACUUUCCCAAUAAAAAAAACGUACGGCUGUGACCAGUGUGAAAGAACGUUUAAUCACAUAGAAAGCCUCAAACGACACCAGCAUACACAUAGUGGAGAUAACGUGCACCCCUGUGACCAGUGUGGGAGAGUUUUCAGCCGAUCAUCGGCCCUAAAAAUGCACCAGAGGAUCCACACUUGGGAUAAUCUAUACUCCUGUGGCCAGUGUGGGAAAGCUCACAGCAUGCAAAGUGAACUGAUACGACACCAAAGAAUGCACACUGGAGAGAAACCGUACUCAUGCGACCAGUGUGAAAAAUCCUUCAGCUUGUCACAUAAUUUAAAAAGACACAAAAGAACCCACAGUGACUAUAAACCGCACAUUUGUGACCAAUGUGGGAAAGCUUUCUGCAUGUCAGGAAACUUGAAACGACACCAACUCAGCCACAGUGGAUUUAAACCCUAUGAAUGUGACCAAUGCCAGAGAGCUUUCUCCAAAUUUUUUGACUUAAAAAUACACCAAAGAAUCCACACGGGAGAGAAGCCAUACACUUGUGACCAAUGUGGGAAAGCUUUCAGCUUGUCACACAAUUUAAAAAGACACCAACUCACCCACAGUGAAGAGAAGCCGUUCACCUGUGAGCAGUGUGGGAGAGCUUUCCGCUUGUUACGGGAGUUAAGUCGGCAUCAAAUCGUCCACAGUGGAGAAAAGCCGCAUGUCUGUGACCAGUGUGGGAGAGCUUUCUACUUGUUAAGCGAGUUAACGCGACAUCAGCUUGUCCACACUGAAGAUAAACAGCACACCUGUGCCCAGUGUGGGAUGGCUUUCAGAAGGUUGAGUAACUUAAAAAGACACCAGCUCAUCCACAGUGGGGAAAGGCCACACAUCUGCGGCCAGUGUGGGAAGAGUUUCCGUCAGUUAUCGACGUUUCAGUAUCACCAGCGGAUCCACUCGGGAGACAAACCCUAUCAGUGCCGAUUCUGUGAGAAACCCUUCAUCGUUUUAUCGCAGCUUAAAAUCCAUCUACGCGUUCACACUGGAGAGAGACCGUACAGCUGUGACCAGUGUGAGAAGAGUUUCAGCCAGAGGAGUUCAUACAUAACGCACAAACGUGUGCACGCGAGUUACAAACCGUAUCAGUGCCCGUUUUGUACGAAAAGGUUCACGUUAUCGUCCAAACUCAACCAACAUAAACUUAUCCACACAGGGAUCAAGAAGUACUGGUGUGGACAGUGUAAACGAAGCUUCGCCGGUUUGGGUCACUGGAAGAGACGGAAGACGUCGAAGCUGGGAGAGGCCUGUUCUUCUGAUUGGAUGAUCAAGCUCGCUUAGAAAGUGGCUUCGCUGCUGGCGCAGAGACUGUCCGGUGUUUGCUGCACACCAAUAUUGUGGUCAUUUAUAUUCAGCUAGUUUAAAAAUAAGAGUGCACCUGUGGGCAGGUUUUAUCACUUCCCAGUAUAUCGCAUGCUGAAGCAGCGCUAACGGUCCUCAGCACGGCUUCAUUAGUUUUACUCAUUCUCCCUCUUCUCAUUGAGCCUUAUGCAAUAAUAUUUUUUAUUCUUAAAUCCUUCUUACUUUUCUUUUUAGUGCAGCAGAUAAGUGUAAGAAUGAUUCAGUUGAUGAUACAAGCACCACAUUUGGUAUAAAUACUUCUGAGAAGUCCUUUUCUUCA